Echinococcus granulosus is the source of this 891-nucleotide messenger RNA. Its product is annotated as MANF/CDNF-like protein. The transcript has 8 exons. The record is from RefSeq and is a predicted model, not a curated record. Bases 1 to 891 code for a protein of 296 amino acids. Lineage: Eukaryota; Metazoa; Platyhelminthes; Cestoda; Cyclophyllidea; Taeniidae.
AUGAGCAAGGCGACUGCCGUGUAUAAAUGUGGUGGCGGGGACCAAUGGACCGCGUGGAUUCGCGACUUAUCGAUCGCAGUGUCACUAGGUCGCCAGUCUGAGCCACACACACACACAGACUCACUCGGAUUGUGUCAGGGCAGUGGCAGCUACAAAAUGAACGCUUUCCGACUACUAAUGGCAUUGACAACUGUGGCUUUCGUCAUCCUAAUGGUGUCGGGAUACGCCUUCUGUUCAAUACGCAAGGAGCCAUUUUGGAGCGAUCACCGGAAAUCGCUCUUGGCCUUUAAGAGAGGCAGACGCAGUCAAUCCUUUAGUGAAGUGAUCAUCAUUUCACUUCUGUGUUAUGCCAGGUGUACGCGCCAGUUCAUGAUUCUGGUGAUGCGGUGUGGCCUUUAUUUCGUUCCCCUACUUUUGUCCCUACUCUUACUAAAUGCAAUUACUGACGCCGCUCAGAAGAAAUGCCAAGUGUGUAUCGAAGUGAUGAAUAAGUUGCAGGAAGCCGUCGAUGCAAAUAAGGGUUCCGAUGUUGUUAAAACUAUUGAUGACACCUGCUCCACCUUCACCGGAAAACAGAGGAAGAUUUGUUCGAAUGUCGGUGCCCUUCCAAAUUCACCAACGCGAGUCGUAAAUGAGGUUGCUCGUCAAUUAUCAAUUUCAGUUCCUGCUGAAAAAAUAUGCCAGAAUCUGGCUAAAAAUGAUCCACAGAUAUGUGAAAUUAUGCAUCAAUUUGUGCCCAGUCAUGAUGCUGAUUUCAAGAAAAUGAGUGUCAAAGAACUGAAGCAGACACUUGCAUUUAUCGGUGUCGAGUGCACCGGUUGCAUGGAUAAGAGUGAUUUCAUUGAAAUGGCGGAAAAGAACAGGGACAAAAUACCGCGCUCUGAUUUGUAA